Messenger RNA from Cylicocyclus nassatus, 1878 nucleotides. The record is from the annotation of a GenBank genome assembly. Lineage: Eukaryota; Metazoa; Nematoda; Chromadorea; Rhabditida; Strongylidae.
AUGCUGCUUUUGGUCAUUUUCAACGUACUCGCUACAUUGGCGUUAUCACAGUACUGUAAACACAUGCCGCUUUCUGACGAUGAGUUGGUUGGGGCGACCGUAGAAUACGAGCAUCCGCAAACUCAUAAUCGGACGAAACGAGCUGCAUCAGAUAUUUGGGACUGGAUAAGAAUAGAGACUGAAUACGAUGCAUCAGUGGACAUACUUCCAGAGGAUAAGCAAGAAAUUCUAGAAGAUCUCAUCACAACCGCUCGUGAUUAUUUUGAAAGCACGUUAAAGGUCCAUCGUCUUAGCUCACUUCAGUUAAACCCUUCGUGUUCUGGUGGAGGAUUCAUUGAACAUGAUGGUACCUACAGGUGCAAUGAUGAUUGUGAAAAACGAUGCGGAGGAGCUGUGGCUUCAGUACACGCGCGAUACUUUAAAAAGUGUACAUGUGGAAAUAAGGACUGCCGUACAAAGCAAGGAAACUGGGGAGGCAAACUUCGUAACGCUGACUUUAUCCUGUUUGUUAUGGCGAAGGUAGACGGUUGCGGGGAGAAUACUCUUGCCUUUGCAUCUCACUGCUCGCUGGAUCCACCUUCGAAUAGAAAUUCUGCGAAUUAUGUAAAGCCUAUCCCAUACGAAGGCGCCAGGGGGCGCAAAUUUAAAGAAAUGGGUUACGCUGAUCUUUACCAGUGGCAGGCAGUUGUAAAACAUGAACUCAUACAUGCAUUCGUAUUUUCUAAAGGCCUUUAUGGGAAGUAUAUUCAUGCUACUAACGAGACAAGGAAGUAUGAACAUCACGUCCCCGGAGUCAUUGAACGUUUUACAAGAAACAAUUGGGAAUGCUCCACAGGAACAAUCUCCCACGAUGUCUAUAUGAUGGUCACACCGAAGGUAAAGGAAGAAGCACAAAUGCAUUUCAAAUGCGAAGAUUUGGAGGGAGCUGAGGUUGAAAGUCAAGGUGGCCCUGGGACUGCGGGUUCACAUUGGGAGAAGAGAGUGUUUGAAAAUGAAGCAAUGAGCGGAGUUGCGACACAAGUGUAUGCAGUAAGUCGUCUAACGCUUGCAUUAUUUGAAGACUCCGGAUGGUACACAGUCAACUAUAGCAAAGCUGACAAGAUGGAAUGGGGAUAUAGAAUGGGGUGCGAAUUUGCCAAGCGUAGUUGCUUGUCUUGGAUGAAAAGAAAUCGAAAUAACCCGUAUCCAUUUUGUAUUGAACUCCAAGACACAAGAUGUAGCACCGAUCGCAAGGCAAAGGUGCGAUGCAGUCUAGUGGAGAGAGAACAAGAUAUAGCCAAUAACAUUCACGAUGUAGAAAAAGACUACAAUUAUAACAUUAUGAACUUAUAUAAGGACAAGAAAAAUCGUUCAGUUUAUGGUUUUGGUCCUAGCCUGGCUGACUACUGUCCUUAUUACAGAGUUUACGGCGAAUUCUCCGUAAUGGACAACGGUUUUGAUACUCGAUGUACAUUUCCAGGAAAUAUGUAUUAUAGUAAUUACUCACUUGAGAUUUUUUCCCCAACAGCUCGCUGUUUCCAACUGCGCGGACCAAUCACUGUUAUUCACGAACAUGGAGGUGACCAAUGGCUGAACACUGUUGGAUGUUUUGAGACGAAAUGCGAUAAUAAUUUAUUAUACAUAAAGACUCAAAACUCGAAAUUCUAUCCAUGUUAUCACGGAGGCCAGACAAUACACGUGGAAAAGAGAGUAUAUGGCGUUGGCACAGUGAAAAUGAAGAUUAUCUGUCCUUCAUGCACGGAACUAUGCGGAAAAGAGUUUUGUGCUCCAGACGAUUUUACUAGUAGAUGGGUUGGAGAUCCCAGUAGAAAAGAUGCUUCUUCAUAUUCAUUAUAUGCAGCUAUUGUUCUUUUUGUCUUCAUGUACAUCUUGCCGUAG